AUGAAUGCAUUCGGAGCAUUUGAAAACGGGUCGCUCUUGUCCAGUUACCCUGCUCCUGCCAGAUGGGAUCCCUUCCGUCGUCCCUUGGACUCCAUCCAGCCCUGGCAAUUCAGACUUCUGGCAGCAGUAAUGUUGGUGGUGACCUCCCUGUCACUUGCUGAGAACCUGGCUGUAAUCCUGGUAACUUUUAAGUUCAAGCAAUUGAGACAACCUGUCAAUUAUAUCAUAGUCAAUUUGUCUGUGGCUGAUUUCCUGGUCUCACUUACUGGUGGUACCAUCAGCUUUUUAACAAAUCUAAAAGGUUAUUUUUUCAUGGGAUACUGGGCUUGCGUACUGGAAGGAUUUGCCGUCACAUUUUUUGGCAUUGUAGCUCUCUGGUCUCUUGCUCUGCUGGCUUUUGAGCGGUACAUUUUGAUCUGCCACCCGCUGAGAAAUAAGCGCUUGAGGAGCAAGGAUGCAGCUCUAGGUAUUGUCUUUGUGUGGAGUUUUUCCUUUAUUUGGACCAUUCCACCAACAAUCGGUUGGAGCAGUUAUACCACCAGUAAGAUUGGAACUACUUGCGAGCUUAACUGGUACUCAGGAGCUUAUGCUGACCGUGCAUACAUUAUUACCUUCUUCACCACCUGUUUUAUAGUACCCUUAUUUGUGAUUUUGGUAUCCUAUGGAAAAUUGAUGCAGAAGCUAAAAAAGGUGUCAGAUGCACAAGACAGGCUGGGAACUACCAGGAGACCUGAAAGACAAGUGACUAGAAUGGUUGUUUUUAUGAUCAUCGCCUUUCUAAUCUGCUGGAUGCCAUACGCUACCUUUUCUCUCCUAGUCGCUGCAUAUCCCUCCAUUGAGCUGGAUCCUUGUCUGGCAGCAAUUCCGGCUUUCUUUUCCAAAACAGCUACGGUUUAUAAUCCAAUUAUUUAUGUCUUUAUGAACAAACAGUUCAGGCAGUGUCUGAUUCAAAUGUUCAGUUGCAGUGCCAUAGGAACUGCGGAGUCCAACAUGAACCUGACUUCAGAGAGAGCAGUGCUCAGCCAGGACAGAAGAGGCAGUGAGAUGUCCCCCAUGGCAGUUCACAGCACCAUUCCUAAGAGGAAAACUGGGGAUGAACACAGAAGCCGACAAUCUUUGGUUCUCUAGACAACUUCCGAAAACAAAAUGUGUCCCAUGCAGAGUGGGAGAUGGGAUCAUUAAUGCAAUGCUACAGUGUAUGUCAUUGUUACAAUCACCUACUAAAGACAGGUUGUCACUGGGGACACUGUGGUCCUGUCGACAUCAGCGUUUGAGAUCCCAGACUCCUCAGUGUGUGCAAGAGCUUCUUGGCUCAAACAUAAGCUGAGUCCCUUCCUCCACUGCAUUCCUCUUCCCAACCCACAAUCCACCUGUAGCAGGUAGUCGUGCCACUACUGUUUCUGCUGUGUGUCUCUCUCCCUCCAAUCCUUAAGUCCUUGUUUCUGCUUAAGUCACGUCCUCACUGCUUAAACUGGGCUGCUGAUUCCAGAAUAAAUUAUUAACAUGUUAUUACACCUCCGCUUUUAGAAGCAAGGACUAUAACACAAAUACUGCUUCUGUAAACAGUGAAAACUAACGGAAACUGCCAGCUUUCUGUGGCUGUAUUCCAUCUCAUAUUUAAUUGACACAGUGAAGUGCAGCAAUAUACUUAGCUUUAGCGGAAUGUCACUUGCACAUGAAAAGCCAAACCAGGUUACGAGCGUAAUAAAGACAGACUUCUGGUUUGCACAGUGUUUGGGAUCAUCAUAUGAAGUGCUGCUAAGAAUUAAGCUUGUGCUAAGGCACAUUGGAAUUUUAAUCCUAUAUAAAAUCUAUCUUUAAUUGAAUGCAUAUUAGGAGAAAAGGCAAAGGCUGACUGCAUUUAAACGCUUUAGGAUGGAAAAGCAUUAUUUCUUGAGAAGAUGUUAGUACAAUGCCAGUUGAAACAAAUGUUGUUCCAUGGUGGUAUAGGGAAGUUACAUUAACUCCACCCUGUACAGUCCU
This is a messenger RNA of Hirundo rustica (Barn swallow), 1983 nucleotides long. Its product is annotated as vertebrate ancient opsin-like. The coding region runs from base 1 to 1128 and encodes 375 amino acids. Gene Ontology annotation, molecular function: G protein-coupled receptor activity. NCBI's taxonomy places the organism in Eukaryota, Metazoa, Chordata, Aves, Passeriformes, Hirundinidae. The transcript has 5 exons. The record is from RefSeq and is a predicted model, not a curated record. Gene Ontology annotation, biological process: visual perception; phototransduction; G protein-coupled receptor signaling pathway. Gene Ontology annotation, cellular component: photoreceptor outer segment; membrane.